Arctia plantaginis is the source of this 945-nucleotide messenger RNA. Lineage: Eukaryota; Metazoa; Arthropoda; Insecta; Lepidoptera; Erebidae. The record is from the annotation of a GenBank genome assembly.
AUGUUCAUUAUCUUGGUAACAAUUCUUACCACGAGCGCGGCCCGUACGACACACAACUUUGUUAACAUCGAAAGUAACAGUAGACAUAACUCGGAUUCACCAGUGCUCGAUCUAAGUUUUAAAUUCGAAAACGGCAAUGGAGAUCAAUUAGUGUCAACUAACUCGUACCCGAAAGAACACGAGUUGAAAGCCAGUGAUGUAGUGUUUCCAGGUCACGGAUCGAAUAUACAUCGAAGAGUUGAUUCGAAUCACAGCUACCAAUAUCGAUAUGAAAACAGUAAUGGACAUUGGAAUAGAACAACUGUUACUGAAGCAACCCAGCUUAGCGACAGAUUUGAAGAUAAUGUAAAAGAAGAAAAUGUUUUUGAUUUUUUUAAAGAAAAAUCUACUCAGAAACCAGGAACUGUUGUUAAAGUCAAUGAGUAUGGUCAAUAUAAUAGACCACAGAAUGACUCAAAGAACAUUAGUAAACAAUUACAGGACUUAAACGUUAAACAACAGGACAGUGCAAGUAAUUAUACUGAAAGUAAUAAUACCACUAUAAACCCAAACAGCACAAAUCUAAAUACUCCUAGAAAACUUAAUUUAUACCCAACAAUUAUUUACCAAAACAACAGUAGCGUGGAUCAAAGUUCAAUAAAUCCUUAUCAAAAUUCUGUUAAAAAUAUAAAAAACAUAAAUACUGAUAAUAGAACUAAAACAAAUACUACAGAGUCUUACAAUGGAACUAUGUUCCCAAAUAUUAAUUUAGACAUAGGUGGUACUUACGGGGCUAAAACCGCACAAGAUAAUGAAGUCAAAGGAGGUGAUGAUGGUGAUAGGUGGAUUUGGAGCAAUGUUGAGACGACUACCUUGGUGCCUUUGGAUGAUAGAGCAGCGUUCGCAGGGAACAACUGUCCUGCUGGUACGGUCAGGAUAAGGGAUAGGUGCAUAGCUGAGGAUUGA